Nakaseomyces glabratus is the source of this 1698-nucleotide messenger RNA. It is a transcript of the gene MED1, whose product is annotated as Med1p. Gene Ontology annotation, molecular function: transcription coregulator activity. Gene Ontology annotation, biological process: regulation of transcription by RNA polymerase II. NCBI's taxonomy places the organism in Eukaryota, Fungi, Ascomycota, Saccharomycetes, Saccharomycetales, Saccharomycetaceae. The record is from RefSeq and is a predicted model, not a curated record. Gene Ontology annotation, cellular component: mediator complex.
AUGGCUGAUCAGUACGUGGAAGUUUUGGGGGAUCUGAUAGGGUUGUUGAAGGAUUACAAGCCGGGGACUAUUACCAUCGAGAAUAUCACGAAGCUAUGUCAGUCUAUGGGGUUAGAGUCGUUUAUUGAUGAGCUGGAUAACGAUAUAUCGCGACUCUCUACUGCCUCUAAGAUUAUUGUUAUUGACAUUGAUUACAAUAAGACACAGAGCACGGUGCAGGAUGUGAAACUGGUGCUCGCAUCGAAUUUUGAUAACUUUGACUAUUCCAAUGAGCAAUUGGAAGAAGCAGGGGACAAACAGUCGAAUAUUUUGCUCAAUUCGUUGACCAAUUAUGACUCGUUGAAGCAAUUCCACCAUAACUUGGAAUUCCUGUACUUAUUAGACACAUACUCAAGCGUAGAGUCUGACAACCAGAUAUCUUCUGGAAACAACUUGGGAUCUGGGAAUGGAACAAACGGAUCAUCUCUAACCAACAAAACAGAUAAGAAAUCUGUAUCCUCUGGCAAUGGCUUGGACUCUAAACUCAAUGAAGGAAAACUAAACCUCUUCAAGUAUUUUAGAGAGCUGAAGAAAUACAUUAAUACAUUUUUUAAAGAGAGUUGUGAUAACAGAUUUAAAGUUGUAGCAAAUGUGGACAAUAGGUUUGGAUUAUAUAUAUAUGAAACACACGGAUAUUCUAUGCGCUCGAGACCGUUAGCCAAAGUAUACUUUGAGAGAGCAAAAGUCCCACAACAAAGAUUUUAUGAGUACAUCUAUUCUUCAGAGACUGGAUCUUGGAUUAAUGAGAACUCAGAAAACUACUCGGUGGGUGUUAACCUCAUUCUUGAGGUAAAUUUCGAUGACACAGAUGAAGAUGUUUUCUGGUUUCCUAAAGAGUUUGUGCCAACAGAUCUGUUCAUUGAUGAGAAAGACCAGCUAACGAGCAGAAAAGUAUCUGAUGUAUUAUGUCAUGCCUUUUAUGAAUUAGGCUCCUCUAAAAAACAAACUAUUGAAUUAAUGAAUGAUUUUACCACUGAUCUCAUACAAAUCAGACGAUUCAAUAUAAACAACGAUAACCUCGACCUAAUUGCAGAUAUACUCAAUUGGACUAUUUGGUACAGGACAGUUCUACGACCAAUAUAUUUGAAAUUGGUGAGUUCGAUUUCUGAUGAUGAUGAUCAGCAUAUUAGAGCAGAUAUAGCAAACACAAAGGAUGAAUUCACAGUCGAAAACACUAAUCCAGAAAUAAUGAAAGGGCCUACAAAUAAGAACGCAUCAUUCAUGCAAAGAAAUUCCAUGUCUUUGCAGAGAAGAAGGAGAUCUUCAAACAAAGCUAAGAGACCAAGUAUGUCUGAGGCAGUAGUUUUCAAGGAUGAAGGUUUGCAGCAGUUCAGUCUUCAUGAAAUUAUGGCUGAUACCACGACUGAACCGGAUCAAAAACCAGACAACUUAAAUAUUUCAAAUAAUUCAGAGUCCUUUAUUGGGCAACAGGAGUUGAUGGAGGGAAGCAAUAUAAUCAAUGAUGACAAAAUGGAUAUUGAUGAAGAGGCUAUUAAUGACGACGAUAGUGACUCACAAUCUGGUGAAGAAGGUAAUAUACCUGUUUUAUUGGUAAACGAGGAUCAUGUUUCAUUCAAAGGACUGGGUUCUUGCAGUUUUUAUGAUGAUAAAGAUAAAUGGGCUAAAUUUGUCGAGGAUCUUUUUAAUGUUUUCAGUUAG